CAGCAGCAGCAGCAGCAGCCCCGCCUCGCGAGCCGCUGGCUGGUUCACCUCCAACACACAACCCACACACAUCUGGCUGUCACACAAACUACGCUGCCGCUCCGUCCGGUACCGCGGCAUGCUCAUUCACACCGGGACGUACGAAGUGGAUUUUAACUAGAGGGGGCACAAUGUCUGAGGUGCGAAAAUUCACGAAGAGGUUAAGCAAACCCGGGACGGCCGCGGAAGUCAGGCAGAGCGUGUCGGAGGCUGUGAAGAGCUCCGUGGACCUUGUGGAGCAGCCAAAGAUUAUCGAGCCGCUGGACUAUGAAGCCGUGGUGUUUCAGAGAAAGGCCCAGAUCCACAGCGACCCCCACCGAGACCUGCUGCUCUGCCCCGUCGACGAUGUCUCGGAGUCCCAGAUCUCCCGGCAGAGGAGGACUGUCGUUCCUUCGGUGCCUCAGAACGCUGAGCGGGAAGCCAGGAGCCUGUUUGCCAAAGAGUGCAUCAAGAUGUACAACACCGACUGGCAUGUAAUCAACUACAAAUAUGAGGCUUACUCUGGUGAUUUCCGCAUGUUGCCAAGCAAAGGCCUGAAGACAGACAAGCUGCCAGCUCAUGUGUUUGAGAUCGACGAAGACGCCAAAGACGAGGACUCGGCGUCACUGUGCUCCCAGAGGGGAGGCAUCAUGAAGCAGGGCUGGCUUCAGAAAGCCAACAUCAACAGCAGCCUGUCUGUCUCCAUGAGGGUCUUCAAAAGGAGGUACUUCUACUUGUCUCAGCUCCCCGACGGCUCCUACAUCCUCAACUCCUACAAGGAUGAGAAGAACUGCAAGGACACCAAAGGAUCCAUCUACCUUGACUCCUGCAUAGACGUUGUUCAGAGCCCAAAGAUGCGCCGCAAUGGCUUUGAGCUGAAGAUGCAAGACCGCUACAGCCACUUCCUGGCUGCGGACAGCGAAGCAGAGAUGGAGGAGUGGGUGAUCACACUGAAACAGGCUCUGCAGAGCACCACUGAGGCCAGCCAGGACAGGAGGAAUGGUGCAGAGACACUGGACUGUGCCCUGGAUGACGACACUGCCAGCCAAGGUAGAGGGGAGAGCCUGCUGGAGAGCCAGGGGAGGAGCUUACAGCCAGAACUUAUGAAGUAUGCCAGGGAGACCGACCAGCUCAAUAAAAUCAACAGGAAUGAAGGCAGACAAAAGCUUUUCUCUCUGGAUCCUGAGACACAGAGGCUGGACUUCUCCGGCAUCGAGCCAGAUGUGAAGCCGUUUGAGGAGCGUUAUGGCCGUCGUAUCGUGGUCAGCUGCCACGACCUGACCUUCAGUCUCCAGGGCUGCGUCAGCGAGAAGGGCAACGGCGUCCUCACCAAUGUGGAGCCCUUCUUCAUCAGCCUGGCUCUCUUUGACGUCUCCAAGAGCUGUAAGAUCUCAGCCGACUUCCACGUCGACCUCAACCCGCCGUGCGUCAGGGAGAUGCUGACCGACGCCUCGGGCCAGCUCUCUCCUUCCUCAGACACAGAGGGUGGAGCGAUGGUGAACGGAGACUCGAAGGCGAAAGGGAACGGCCUGCCGGUUCUUCAGAGGGUGUCGGAUGCUCUGCUGCGUUUCCCCACACAGGGUAUCUUUUCAGUGACCAACCCUCACGCAGAUAUCUUCCUGGUGGCCCGUGUAGAGAAGGUGUUACAGAACGGCAUCACCCACAGCGCCGAGCCGUACAUCAAGACCUCUGACGCCAACAAGACUGCUCAGAAGGUGCUGAAAACUGCCAAGCAGACAUGCCAACGCUUGGGCCAGUAUAGGAUGCCGUUCGCCUGGGCUGCCAAGCAGGUGUUCAAAGACGCUCAGGGCAGCCUGGACAUGGAUGGGAAGUUUUCUCCUCUCUACCGCCAGGACAGCAGCAAAGUCUCCACUGAUGACAUCAUCAAGCUGCUGGCUGACAUCAGGAAGCCUGAGAAGAGCAAGCUUCAGACCAUCCCUGGGCAGCUGAAUGUCACCAUCGAGUGUGUCCCACCUGACUUCUCAAAUACGGUGACUUCCUCUUACGUUCCCGUCAAGCCCUUCGAGGACGGCUGCGAGCGGGUGUCAGUGGAGGUGGAGGAGUUUCUCCCCAAGGAGGCCAAGUACAACUACCCCUUCACCACCUACAAGAACCAGCUCUACGUCUUCCCCCUGCAGCUCAAAUACGACAACCAGAAGACCUUCACCAAGGCUAGAAACAUUGCAGUCUGUGUCCAGUUCCGAGACUCCGAUGAAGAAGGUGCAACCCCUUUAAAGUGCAUCUACAGCAAGCCGGGAGACUCCCUCUUCACCAGCAGCGCCUACGCAGCCAUCCUGCACCACAAUCAGAGCCCCGAGUUCUACGACGAGGUGAAGAUUGAGCUGCCGGUCCACGUUCAUGAGAAACACCACAUCCUCUUCACCUUUUACCAUAUCAGUUGUGAGUCCAGCAGCAAGGCGAGCAGCAAGAAGAGGGAGGGAGUAGAGUCACUGGUGGGUUACUCCUGGACACCUUUGCUAAAAGACGGGAGGAUGCAGUCAGUGGAGCUCCAGCUGCCCGUAGCAGCCACGCUGCCUCCUGGAUACCUGUGUCAGGACACCAGGAAGUCCCAACCAGAUAUCAAGUGGGUGGAAAAUGCCAAGACACUGUUCAAAGUGAAGACCCAUGUGGCAUCAACAAUAUAUGCUCAGGACCUGCAUCUACACAAAUUCUUCCAGCACUGCCAGCUGAUGAGGACGACAUCAGAGGGCAACCCAGCAGAACUGAUCAAAUACCUGAAGUGCCUGCAUGCCAUGGAGACUCAAGUGAUCAUCAACUUCCUACCAACGGUGCUGAUGCAGCUGUUUGGGGUGCUCACAGCAGCAACCAAAGAAACCCAUGAGAUUGCUGUCAACUCUCUGCGUGUGAUCAUACAUAUAGUCUCCAGAUGUCACGAGGAGGGCCUGGAACACUACCUGCGCUCCUUUGUGAAGUAUGUGUUUGUAACCAACAACCCCGUGUCUGGACACUCAGCGACAACCCAUGAGGUGCUGGCCACCGCUGUAACAGCCACCCUCAAGCAAACUGCUGAUUUCAACACGAGCAACAAACUGCUCAAGUACUCCUGGUUCUUCUUUGAAACCAUGGCCAAAUCCAUGGCCCAGUACCUGCAAGAGGGCAACCGCAUAAAGAUGCCGCGGGCCCAGCGCUUCCCCGACAGUUUCCACCAGGCGCUCCAGUCGCUGGUGUUGUCCAUCAUGCCACACAUCACCAUCCGCCACAUGGAAAUCCUCGAGGAAGCUCGCUGCAUCAACCUGAGCCUGGCCAAUUUCAUCAAGAGGUGCCUGACCGUCAUGAACAGGGGCUUUGCCUUCGGCCUGGUCAACCACUACAUGUGUCAUUUCGGUCUCAAAGAUCCCAAGGUGCUGACUGAAAUGAAAUUUGAUUUUCUGAUGACGAUCUGUAACCACGAACACUUCAUCCCUCUUAACCUACCCAUGGCUUUCGGGCGCACCAAGCUGCAGAGGGUACAAGAGCAGAGUCUGGAGUUCAGCCUGACAGAAGAUUACUGCCGUAACCACUUCCUGGUUGGCCUGUUGCUGAGAGAAGUGGCUGAGGCCUUGCAGCAAGGGCCCGAGGUCAGACAGCUGGCCGUGAGCGUUCUCAAGAACCUUCUCAUUAAACACGCCAUGGAUGAUCGCUACACUGCAUUCAAGAACCAGCAGGCCAGGAUCUGUUUGCUCUACCUACCACUUUUUGAGCUGCUCUACCAGAACCUGGAGCAGCUGUCUGCCCAGCCGCACACCUCCAGCCCCGGGCUCGGCCUCAAUGGCUCCAGAGAUGACCUGAUAUCAACCGCUUCAACAGACAGCAGGAGAAUCAGCACUGCAAUUGAGAGAGACCAUGGUCUGCCAGCUCAGAAUGGCCAUGUUGUGAGGAGAGAGGACUCCAGAUGCUCUCUGUUUAUGGACUCAGGAACACCAGACAGCAUUGAGCUGCAGAGACGUGGCUCCACCAUGAGCAGCAGCCCCAUGCCUCCCAUCGGCAGACUGGGACAGUAUGAGAUCAGGGGCCUCCUGCUCUCCUUCCUGCACAUCGUCAAGACCUUGUCGGAGGACACUCUCAUGGCCUACUGGAACAAAGUCAGCCCUCAAGACAUCAUGAACUUCCUCAGCUUGCUAGAGAUCUGUCUGGUUCAGCUCCGUUACAUUGGGAAAAGGAACAUUGUUCGGAGUCAGGACAUAUGCGUGCCGAAGCUGUUCUCCUCAGACAGGAAGUCUCAGACGAUGCCGGCCAUGCGCUGCAACCGAGGCAGCCUCAUGCAGACGAAGUUACACCAGUUCAGCACCAUGGAAACCUCCCUCACUCUCAAUAUCGGAACGGGGCCAUCAGAGGCAGAGAUCCAUCAUCAGGCUCUGCUGGAGGGCAACAUCUCCACCGAGGUGUCCCUGAGCGUCCUGGAUGUCCUCUCUCUUUUCACUCAGUGUUUUAAGACCCAGCUGCUGGACAGCGACGGUCACAACCCCCUGAUGAAGAAGGUGUUUGACGUUUACCUCACCUUCCUCAAAGUCGGCCAAUCGGAAGCCGCCCUCAGACAUGUGUUCGCCGCGCUCAGGGCUUUCAUCAACAAGUUCCCGUCGGUGCUGUUCAAGGGCCGCGUCACGCUGUGCGAAGCUCUGUGCUGCGAGGUGCUCAAGUGCUGCGUCUCCAAGCUGGGAUGCCUGAGGGCCGAGGUGUCGGCCCUGCUCUACCUGCUGAUGAGAAACAACUACGAGUACACCAAGAGGAAGACCUUCCUGCGCACGCACCUGCAGAUCAUCAUUGCUGUAAGCCAGCUGAUCUCCGACGUGGCUCUGACCGGCAGUUCACGCUUCCAGGAGUCCCUCUCCAUCAUCAACAACUUUGCAAAUAGUGACAAGGCCAUGAAGUCCACGGCAUUCCCCUCUGAAGUGAAGGGUCUGACCAAACGCAUCCGCACAGUGCUGAUGGCCACGGCCCAGAUGAGGGAGCAUGAGAAAGACCCGGAGAUGCUGCUGGACCUCCAGUACAGCCUGGCCCGGUCCUACGCCAGCACCCCCGAACUGAGACGAACCUGGCUGGACAGCAUGGCGCGAGCACAUCUCAAGAAUGGAGAUCUGUCUGAGGCGGCCAUGUGCUACGUUCAUGUGGCUGCACUGGUUGCAGAAUACCUGCACAGGAAAAAGUUGUUCCCCAGCGGCCUUGCAGCCUUUAAGAAGAUAACCUUGAAUAUUGAAGAGGAAGCUGCCAUGAGGGAAGACACUGGAAUGCAAGAUGUCUAUUACACUGAGGAAGUCCUGGUCGAACACCUCGAGGUCUGUGUGGAGGCACUGUGGAAAGCCGAACGCUAUGAGCUCAUCACGCACAUUGCCAAGCUUAUUAUCCCCAUCUAUGAGAAGCGUCACGAAUAUGAGAAACUAAGCCGACUGUACGACACGCUGCACAGAGCCUACAACAAGAUAAUGGAGGUGAUACACUCAGGCCGCAGGAUGCUUGGGACAUACUUCAGAGUGGCUUUUUAUGGACAGGGUUUCUUCGAGGAGGAGGAUGGGAAGGAGUACAUUUACAAAGAGCCCAAACUCACUGGCCUGUCCGAAAUCUCUCAGCGGCUGCUGACACUCUACGGGGAAAAGUUUGGGCCGGAAAACGUCAAGAUAAUACAGGACUCAAAUAAGGUUAACCCCAAAGACCUGGAUGCCAAGUUCGCCUACAUCCAGGUGACGUUUGUCAAGGCCUACUUUGACGAGAAGGAGGCACCGGAGAUGAAGACUGACUUUGAGAAGUGCCACAACAUCAACCGCUUUGUGUUCGAGACGCCGUACACGCUGUCGGGCAAGAAACACGGCGGGGUGGAGGAGCAGUGCAAGAGGAGGAGCAUGCUCACAACUAGCAACACCUUCCCGUAUGUGAAAAAGCGCGUGGAGGUGGUGGGGGAGAAGCAGCUGGAGCUGAAGCCGGUGGAUGUGGCCAUAGAUGAGAUGAAGGCGCGGACAGCAGAGCUGACCAAACUCUGCUCCAGCCAGGAGGUGGACAUGAUCCAGCUGCAGCUUAAACUGCAGGGCUGCGUCUCUGUGCAGGUGAAUGCCGGUCCCAUGGCCUACGCUCGAGCAUUCUUGGAUGACAGUAAAUCCAAUCAGUCAGGCAACAAGAAAAUAAAAGACCUCAAGGACAUUUUCAGGCGUUUUGUCCAGGCUUGCAGCAUGGCUCUGGACAUAAACGAGCGUCUGAUCAAAGAGGACCAGUUUGAGUACCACGAGGGCCUGAAGGCCAACUUCAAAGACAUGGUAAAGGAGCUGUCGGACAUCAUCCACGAGCAGAUCUACCAGGAGGACAUGAUGCGCUCGCUCUUACAAAACUCCCUCCAUGUGUUCCGCGCCAUCAGCGGGACAUCCACCAACGUGGGCUGACCACCGGCCCUCCCUCCUUCCCUCCCUCCCUCCCUCCACCGCCGCUGCCUCCACCUGCCUACAUGUAUAUCCUCUCACUUCUCCCUUAAAGGACCUGAACUUGUUUCACAUCUGCCUAGCUACACUUGCCCAAACACCCCCCACCCCCACUGGUGUGAAGAUGCCAUUCGGUCAUUGCCAUUUUGUCAGCGUCGUUGCUGUACGUGCAGUAGAUGGCUGAGGG
This is a messenger RNA of Perca flavescens (yellow perch), 6606 nucleotides long. It is a transcript of the gene dock11, whose product is annotated as dedicator of cytokinesis 11. Gene Ontology annotation, biological process: positive regulation of filopodium assembly; positive regulation of GTPase activity; small GTPase-mediated signal transduction. The record is from RefSeq and is a predicted model, not a curated record. The transcript has 54 exons. Lineage: Eukaryota; Metazoa; Chordata; Actinopteri; Perciformes; Percidae. Gene Ontology annotation, molecular function: guanyl-nucleotide exchange factor activity. Bases 171 to 6383 code for a protein of 2070 amino acids.